Messenger RNA from Durio zibethinus, 2281 nucleotides. Its product is annotated as putative pectinesterase/pectinesterase inhibitor 34. Gene Ontology annotation, biological process: cell wall modification. The record is from RefSeq and is a predicted model, not a curated record. NCBI's taxonomy places the organism in Eukaryota, Viridiplantae, Streptophyta, Magnoliopsida, Malvales, Malvaceae. Gene Ontology annotation, molecular function: pectinesterase activity; enzyme inhibitor activity.
AUCAUAUAUAAUUUAUUUAUUAAUAUAUUUGUCAUCCACUUUUCAAAUCCAGAAAAAGAUGAGGAAAGUAAAACGAUUUACGUAUCUAUAGUGAUGGGAGGGAAGCAUAAUUUCUAGCCUAUCCCGGCCAGUGGGCAAAAGAGAGCUGAAAGUAGAGGACAGCUCAUGCUGGCGACAUAGACUUCACACCGACCGUCUCACUUCACUUCUCUCUUAGCUCUAUCACGUUGUUGUAGUAAGAUUAAUAGCUUUUAGCCACCUCUCAUUUCUAUUCUCUUUCACUAAAUUACUGAUUUUGCAGCCACCACCAAGAAAAGAAAAGAAAAGAGCAAUGGAGUAUGACAGGCUCCGACCAUCACAACCUGGAGGCUCUGGACUUCCUCAGCAGCAGCAACAACAACAAGAAUAUGAAGAACCCAUGGCCAAAAACAAAAAGAGAAAGCUUGUUUGCGUUUCAGUUAUUGCGUUGGCUAUGAUCGUUGUCUCGGCUGUGUGUGCUGGGCUCCUAAUUGGGCUCCGUGGAGGAGGCGCCGACCCAGUUGGCACCCAAAUCCGUCGUAAGCCCACCCAAGCCAUUUCCAAGACAUGUAGCAAAACUCGGUUCCCGAGCCUCUGUGUCAACUCACUCCUUGAAUUCCCUGGCUCGCUCACUGCUAGUGAGCAAGACCUCGUUCACAUUUCCUUCAAUAUGACGCUGCAGCACUUCAGCAAAGCUCUUUAUUUGACAACGUCCUUGUUCUACGUCCUGAUGGAUACACGUGUACGGUCGGCAUACGACGACUGCCUCGAGCUUCUGGAAGAUUCCGUCGACGCCCUCUCCCGUUCUCUCUCCUCCGUUAUUCCUUCUCGGGACGACGAUAAAAAAGGCGGGUCCAAUCAAGACGUGAUGACGUGGCUUAGCGCGGCUUUGACGAACCAGGACACGUGUACGGAGGGAUUUGAUGGAGUGAGCGGGGCGGCCAAGGACCAAGUGGCCGAGAAAUUGAAGGACUUGUCGGAACUCGUAAGCAACUGCUUGUCGAUUUUCGUGGCGAGUGGCGGAGACGAUUUCGCGGGAGUGCCGAUACAUAACAGGAGGUUGCUGGCUUCGUAUGACGGUAUAUCGGGAGCAAAUGUCCACGAGGAGAAUUUCCCGAAAUGGCUGGGAAGGAAAGAGAGGGAGCUGCUCAACACUCCAGUGUCGGCGAUCCAGGCUGACAUAAUCGUUUCGAAAGAUGGGAACGGCACGGUUAAGACGAUUACUGAGGCGAUUAAAAAGGCGCCAGAGCAUAGUCCUCGGCGAAUCAUCAUUUACGUGAGAGCAGGAAGGUAUGAAGAGGAUAAUUUGAAGGUGGGGAGGAAGAAAAUCAACUUGAUGUUUAUAGGUGACGGUAAGGGUCAAACAGUCAUUACAGGAGGAAAGAGUGUAUUUGACAACAUGACGACCUUCCACACCGCUGUCUUCGCGGCAAGCGGAGCUGGUUUUAUUGCAAAGGACAUGACAUUUGAGAACUGGGCUGGACCAGCCAAGCACCAGGCAGUGGCUCUUCGAAUUGGGGCAGACCAUGCCGUGGUUUACAGAUGCAACAUCAUUGGAUACCAAGACACUUUGUAUGUUCACUCCAAUCGCCAAUUCUACCGUGAAUGUGACAUUUACGGGACUGUUGAUUUCAUUUUUGGUAACGCCGCUGUGGUAAUCCAGAACUGUAGUAUUUACGCCCGGAAGCCCAUGCCCCUCCAGAAGAACACAAUCACCGCCCAAAACCGAAAGGACCCGAACCAAAACACUGGUAUUUCGGUCCAUGCAUGUCGGAUCCUACCCACCUCGGAUCUGGCAGCGGUCAAAGGUAGCUUUCAAACGUAUCUAGGCCGUCCAUGGAAGUUGUACUCUAGGGCAGUGUUCAUGUUAUCGUACAUGAGUGACCACAUUCACCCUAGGGGAUGGCUGGAGUGGAAUGCUGGAUUUGCCUUGGAUACACUAUACUAUGGUGAAUACAUGAAUUAUGGGCCAGGGGCGGCAGUUGGGCAACGGGUCAGAUGGCCCGGGUAUAGGGUCAUCACUUCAGAGACUGAAGCAGGCAAAUUCACUGUCGCACAGUUUAUCUAUGGAUCGUCAUGGUUACCAUCAACUGGGGUUGCUUUCUCGGCUGGCCUACAGGCUUAAAUUUAAAUUAUCUUUCUUACCUUUUUUUUUUAGUUUUUAGUUGUAUGAAAUAUAAUUUUAUCUUUCUAAUUUUUUUCAUGAUAUUGUAACAAGGGUCACUAGUCAAAAUCGUGUUGUAAUAAGGAAAUGAUGUUUACA